AUGUUUGAGGCUCAAGAAAAAGAAGUAAAUGAACCCCAACUCUUGGCUAUAGAAAAAACUAAGGAAGAAUUGGAAAAAUUAAAACAAAUGGAUUAUCCUGUAAGUGUUAUACAUGAAGUUCUCAAAGCGAAAAAAGAAAAUGUUUUCCUUCAAAUGGAGUCUAUUUACCGUGAAAGGUUGAUGGAAGUCCACAAAAAGAUCAAAAAGCAAUUGGAUUUUCAAGUUGAAAUGAGCAAUUUGGAAAGAAAAACAGUACAGAGAAAUCUUGUCGACUAUGUUGUUUCUCAUGUGAUGAAAUCCAUUACUCCUGAACAGGAACAAAAUACUAUGAAUCUUUGCAUUAAGGAGUUAAAUAAUUUAGCACUCAAAGUGUAA
Messenger RNA from Pediculus humanus corporis (human body louse), 375 nucleotides. RefSeq names its product ATP synthase B chain, putative. Lineage: Eukaryota; Metazoa; Arthropoda; Insecta; Psocodea; Pediculidae. The transcript has 3 exons. Gene Ontology annotation, biological process: proton motive force-driven ATP synthesis. The coding region runs from base 1 to 375 and encodes 124 amino acids. Gene Ontology annotation, molecular function: proton transmembrane transporter activity. The record is from RefSeq and is a predicted model, not a curated record.